AUGCUUGGCUAUGAUGAAAACUCCAAGCCUAGCCCCAGUGCUCGAGCUGAGCAGAAAGGUUUGGCUGCGCAUGUUCUGAUCUUGGAAGCCUACCUGCAGGGCGUCGCGUUGAAGGAGAAGGACGAAGUGGUGGUCUUCGACGUUUUGCCAAACAGGUGGGCCGAAUUUGGCCGUGCCAUUGUGCAGCAAAAGCUGACUGGUUCAAAGAUGCAGAAUGUGAGCUACCUUGGGCUCUUGAAGGACUCCCAGCAGGAUGUUGUCCCGAUGGUUGAAGAAGUGGUCUACAACUGGUGGGACCAGUCCAGCCAUGCUCCGCCAAAGAGGCGGCCACGCGACCCGGCUACAAUUCCAGACUUGCGUGUCCUUCGCUGGGAGAAUGACAGGCCAAAAGUUCCGCCUGGAGUCUUAGACAAAUUUCCACGGGGAAGUGAGCAGUACAAUGUGCUGUCAGAAUUGCUGAACGAGUUGAAAGUCUUGUGGCCGGACGCGGAUGACCAAUCUGCUGUUACUGCUCGGCCCCAGAACAUGACCAGCAGGGCAAACCCUUCCAACCCUUCCGCCCGAGCCACUGGAUCUCCGGACUUCACCAAUUCAGAUUUGCUGGAUCUUGAACGAGAAGUUGAUUUGGUGAAGAUACCCUCUGAGAGCUUUUCAGAAGAGAGGUUGGCGCUUUGUCCUGGCAAAUCCGGCCGCCCGUCCAUUGUGAUCUCCAAGACCUACGGGGUUUUCCUUGGGAAUUUCACGACAGAGGAAAUGCUUGUCAAGCCAGGUGAACUGUUUGGCUUUAAUACCGGAGCAUUCCAAGUGCUCAUCAUCCGUGGUGCCUUGGCUUUGCUAGGUAGUGGGCACCAAGAGACGGCUACAUUACCUUGGAGGCUUGCCUCCGACAUGAGUUUGGUGGCGCAUGAGAAGCAAUGCAUGCCACUGUGCACGUUUCUGUGCAAGAUGGCUCGUGAGCGGGGCCUUGCAGAUUUCACUGUGUGGGAUCAUGAGAUCGAGCCGAAGACAAGGACAGUUACUGAGAAUGGCGCUGAGUCGACGGUGACUGUCCCAUUCCGCUACAACGUGCGUGUUCCCGACUCCAACAAGUGCAAUUGCUUCAAGCCAAAUGCCUUGGUGAACCCAGACACAGAGGCUCACAAACCUGCGAGCCUUGGAGCUGUGUUCGUCGGCAACCUGAACCACGUUUUGCGGCAAGAGAACUGCAAGCAUGCAGCUUUGGUCUGGGAGGCUGCGCCCGCUUAG
Durusdinium trenchii is the source of this 1245-nucleotide messenger RNA. The record is from the annotation of a GenBank genome assembly. Lineage: Eukaryota; Dinophyceae; Suessiales; Symbiodiniaceae.